AUGGAGCACGUUGACCAGACGGAGAAGGCUUACCAGAAGCAGCAGGGCGUGUUCCUCGCGAGCAAGAAGUUUGCCGGCAAGAAGAAAGGUCCUCGUUUCUACAAGGAGGUGGGUCUCGGCUUCAAGACCCCCAAGAGCGCCAUCGAUGGCCAGUACGUGGACAAGAAGUGCCCGUUCACCGGCAACAUUUCGAUCCGUGGCCGUAUCCUCAAGGGUGUCGUGCUGUCGAACAAGAUGAAGCGCACGAUCAUCGUGCGUCGUGACUACUUGCACUUUGUCAAGAAGUACAAGCGUUUCGAGAAGCGUCACAAGAACGUAGCGGCGCACUUGUCGCCGGCCUUCCGUGUCAAGGAAGGCGAUGUUGUCACGAUUGGCCAGUGCCGCCCGCUCGCCAAGACAGUGCGCUUCAACGUGCUAGAAGUCGAGCCUGCUUCGGAGACCAAGCCCAUCAACGUGCGCAAGCAGUUCCGUCAGUUCUAA
This is a messenger RNA of Hyaloperonospora brassicae, 480 nucleotides long. NCBI's taxonomy places the organism in Eukaryota, Oomycota, Peronosporomycetes, Peronosporales, Peronosporaceae. The record is from the annotation of a GenBank genome assembly.